AUGGAGGUGCAGGCCCAAGUACUUCGAAUCAUCAAAAAGAAAUCCAAGAAAGAACAGCGAAGGAAAAACGUGACAAGAAAAGUGUUUUCUCGACUCGAGAUGUUAGAAGGUGCUAAAUCAAUAGGUGCCGGAGCUGCUACAAUUGCUUUAGCCGGAGCUGUUGUCGGUAUUGGAAACGUCCUCAGUUCUUUGAUUCAUUCCGUGGCGCGAAAUCCAUCAUUGGCUAAACAAUCAUUUGGUUAUGCCAUUUUGGGCUUUGCUCUCACCGAAGCUAUUGCAUUGUUUGCCCCAAUGAUGGCCUUUCUGAUCUCAUUCGUUUUCCGAUUGCAUAAAAAGUCAUGAGAUCAAAAAAGAAAUGUGAGAAUGUAGUUACAGAUGUAAAAAAAGUAAAUAUCUCGUUCUCUUGUUCUUAAAUCAUGAAUUGGAUGAUGUGCGUUUCAUCAAGUAUGAACAUAUUGCAUU
Messenger RNA from Triticum aestivum (bread wheat), 462 nucleotides. RefSeq names its product ATP synthase subunit 9, mitochondrial-like. Gene Ontology annotation, molecular function: proton transmembrane transporter activity. Lineage: Eukaryota; Viridiplantae; Streptophyta; Magnoliopsida; Poales; Poaceae. The transcript has a single exon. The record is from RefSeq and is a predicted model, not a curated record. Bases 1 to 342 code for a protein of 113 amino acids. Gene Ontology annotation, biological process: proton motive force-driven ATP synthesis; proton transmembrane transport.